UGACAGGUUCAGUGUUUGGUAAAACAAAAUAACAAAAACAAAGAUUGCGUGAAACUAAAUUCCGCUUUGCGAUAAGUUGAAUACAUAUUAUUUUUUCUUAAAUUUAACUGCGUUUCAUACUAAGAAACUAGGAGUCGUGACGGAAAAUGACUUCUAAAGUUCUGCUAAAUAAACUUUCGAGUCUGUCGGCUAGAAAUGUAUAUAUUGUGAACUAUGUACCCUCACUAUCGUUUUCCUCGAAGCCACCUGAUAAGCCAGUAAGCCCUCGGAUGGAAGAAUUCCAGAAAAAACUGCGAGAGAAAACUCCUAUCGGUAAGCUGGAUGAAAUUGUUGGCAAACAUCCAUACCAAGAAAAAGAGCCCCUUGCACCGUGGCCAAACAAUACAAACCCUAAUACCGGUGAAAUCGGUGGCCCUCGAGGACCGGAACCAACUCGUUAUGGCGACUGGGAACGAAAGGGACGUGUCAGUGACUUCUAGACAAUGGUCCGAUUAUCACAGGCUUGAAAUUUUAAUUUAUUGUUUAUUACGUAAACCUGUGCAACUGUGUGGUUGGAACUACAAUAAGCCCAGGAAACAAACAAUAGAAAGUUAAUUAGACAUGAUAGGAUUAUAUUGUUUAUGCUUAAUGUUAUUAAACACUCUGAUUAGUCAUUUAAAAAAUAGUAAAA
Armigeres subalbatus is the source of this 670-nucleotide messenger RNA. Its product is annotated as succinate dehydrogenase assembly factor 4, mitochondrial-like. NCBI's taxonomy places the organism in Eukaryota, Metazoa, Arthropoda, Insecta, Diptera, Culicidae. Gene Ontology annotation, cellular component: mitochondrion. Gene Ontology annotation, biological process: mitochondrial respiratory chain complex II assembly. The record is from RefSeq and is a predicted model, not a curated record. The coding region runs from base 147 to 479 and encodes 110 amino acids. The transcript is spliced from 2 exons.